This is a messenger RNA of Anopheles coluzzii, 2814 nucleotides long. RefSeq names its product probable cytochrome P450 313a4. Gene Ontology annotation, molecular function: heme binding; oxidoreductase activity, acting on paired donors, with incorporation or reduction of molecular oxygen; monooxygenase activity. The transcript has 5 exons. Lineage: Eukaryota; Metazoa; Arthropoda; Insecta; Diptera; Culicidae. The record is from RefSeq and is a predicted model, not a curated record. The coding region runs from base 1288 to 2802 and encodes 504 amino acids.
CUAUUUUAUGUAUGGAAAAUUCACCUAAUUAUUUUUAUACAUGGAGUUAAAAAUGUUGAUCAUGCAUGAAACAUGUUCAUUUUUGUUUACUUCCACCUACACCUACGCUUGUUUGAUAUAGCUAACCCUUACAGCGACUUUCAAAAACGAUCGACAGCGAGGGAAAAUCGCACCGAUUUGGAGCGUUGGCGAGCUCGUGAAAACCGGUUUUUGCCUAACGGGUAACGCUUCUUCGAUGUAACGCACAUGCUGGAUUUGCGAGCUUUGGAUUGGCCGGAGGAGCUUUAUGGAAGAAAGCUUCAAUGUUGGGGGUUGUUGACCAUGCUAGAAAACAUAGCCAACCCUUCCAUGCACGAUUGGAGGACAUUGCAGUGAGUGAUAUUUUAUGUUUUAUAUAUACAGGAACACAUUCUUUGAUUUCAUACACCGUAAAAUGGAAAAGGGGUAAAAUGACUUAGUUCUCAUCUUGGUGUGUUCACACCUCUAUGCCUUUCCAUUAUGUGGUUCACCAAAAGUUAUUGCAUUAGUCCUGCCCUGUCCUGUUAAAAUAAAUAUUAAGAUUACAAAGAGUCUAAGUGUAAUAAAAUGUCUAAAUGUCUGAUGAGAAUUGGACCCGCCCCCGGUGUUAUAACAGCGUGGUACCUUUAUCUAUACACCCUGGACUGAGCCAUUGCCUAGUUACCAUACUUUCACUUUCAUCAGCCAAUUCCCCUGCUUCAUAGCAUUGAUUGCCCUUAGUACUACUCACCUCCUGCCAUUUAUUGGAGUCUACUGCCGUUCGAGAAAGCCAUUGCGUGUAGCAGGAAAAAAAACCCCCGUAGUAAUUUCAGACAUCAGCCCGGCCGAUUAGUUCCCAGACAAUAGCACGCACACACACACAAACACACCGCACAUCGCAAAAAUAAUAGCAUAAAUUAUGUUUCACGUACGCACCCCGUAGCCCGGGCCUCAUCAACCGUCUGUGCCAACGGAGUUUUGCACUAAUUUUCGAUUUUAUUGUACACGCACCGUUGGGUCGCUGGCGGAAAAACGCUCGCUCACUUACCCCUUUCCCCUACACCCCAGCACAAAAAGGGAGACUCCUAACAAGUAAAGUCAACAGCAAGUCGCAAGGUGGUGGUGAAACAUACCGACAAUACGUACCUUUCGUCGGGGUCCUCCCCUCCCGGUUUUACUGAUUAGCCCCAAACCGUCGGACGAUGGUGCAAUGUUGCAGCGAGCGACAGUUGCAUUUUUGCAGUGCAGUGGAAACGGUCGGUUCGUCCACAAAACCCAUCCCAAAUCGGCAUGCUUCCCGGGCUGUUUGUACUGGCGGCGUGCCUGUGCGCCGUAACGCUGUCCUGGUACUGGAAGCAGCGGCUCCGCUGGGCCGACGACAUUCCGCGCGCCCGUCCCACCCACCGGUGGCUGGGCAAUGUGGGCGAUUUUCUCGGCAAAAGCCCGGGCGAGGUGUUUCUCGUGCUGGAUCGCCACUUCCGGCAGCACGAUCGGCUGUUUACGCUGCGGUUCGGGUCGCAGCUCGCGAUCGGCCUCACCCAUCCGGAGCUGGUGCAGAAGGUGCUCACCCAUCCGGACUGCCAGGCCAAGCCGGACCUGUACAAGGUGGUCCGGCUGCCGAACGGAUUGCUGGCGGCCAAAUAUGAUGUGUGGAAGGUGCACCGGAAAACGCUCAACUCCACGUUCAACGCCCGCAUUCUGGAGAGCUUCGUGCCGAUCUUCAACGACUGUACGCAGCGGCUGGUGGGGCGGCUGGACCGGUACGCCCGCUCCGGCGACCGGUGCAACAUCCUCGAGUACAUCUCGGCCUGUACGCUCGAGAUGAUAAGCCGCACCUCGCUGGGCGGCAAGGUGCUGGAGCGUGAAGGUGCCGAACAGUUCAUCGCCAAUUUGGAGGUAGCACUCAAAACGAUUGGUGUACGAAUUUUCAACAUUUUCCUGCACAUUGACUUCAUCUAUCAGUUCACCGCGCUGUACCGGAAGGAGAUGCGAGCAAUCAACAUUUGCCAGCAGUUUACCAGCAAGAUUAUCCAGGCUAAGCGGGAAGAGAUCGGUCGUUUGUGUGAUGAAAAUAGCAACCAAAAGCUGGAACCCGAGCAGGAGCACCACUACCGAAAGCCGCAGAUUUUCAUCGACCAGCUAAUGAAGAUGCCACUGACCGAUCCGAGCGCACGGCACUUCUCCGACGAGGAAAUUUCGGACCACAUCUACACGAUGAUCGUAGCGGGUAAUGAGACAUCCGCAACGCAAUUAGCGCAUACCUGUCUGCUGCUGGCGAUGCAUCCCCACAUCCAGACGAAAGCGUACGAAGAGGUGGCCGGGCUGGUCUUCUCGCCCGAUCAGGAGAUAACGAUCGAGCUGAUGAAAGAUCUGCACUAUCUCGAGUGUGUGCUGAAGGAGGCGAUGCGCCUGAUGCCGGUCGCACCCAUCGUUGGGCGGCAGAGCAGGGCCGAAAUCGUGCUGGACGGCCACCGCAUCCCGCAGGGCAGCGUGUUUCUCUUUCACUUCUACGCGCUGCACCGGCGGAAGGACGUUUGGGGCCCGACGGCCGACGAGUUCGAGCCGGGCCGGUUUCUGGCGGACGGGGGGCGCCACCCGUACGCCCACCUGCCGUUCAGUGGUGGGCCGCGGGGCUGCAUCGGCUAUCGGUACGCGAUGAUGAGCCUGAAGACGCUGCUGGCCCAGCUGCUGCGGAACUACGAGCUGACGACGGAGCUGCGCUACGAGGACAUCCGGUACCAGUACCAGAUAUCGCUCAAUCUGGCCUUCCCGCACGCGGUGCAGCUGCGUCGGCGGGCGGUUUAGGUGCGAGUCGAG